AUUACCUCAAAUUAUAUAACUAAUCAUCACUUCAAACCAAAAAAAAAGAGAGAAAAAAAUGGGAAGCAAAAGAGUGAACAUAAUAUUCAUUUCAAUGAUGGUAGUGAUGGUAACGGGGAACUUUGUGGUUCAGACACAAGCUCAAGACACUCUCUCUUUUAGAACUUGUUAUCCAAGUUGUAUUGAUGGUUGUGCCGUUGAGAAGCAGUUACCAAAAUUACUUUUGUGUCCAUUCACUUGUCUCCUUACUUGUCUUGCUCCUCCAACAUCAAAUAUUCCUUCUCCUCCUUCUCAAAUGUUUUUGGCGAGGGAAAUUGAUCAUAUUGAUUACUUUUGUAAGCUUGGUUGUGCUACUAAUCAUUGUGCUUCCCUUUCUUCUCUCAAAAAUCCGAAUGUAGACAAAGUUGCGGACUGUGUGGAUUCAUGCUCAGACAAGUGCUCCAACAAGAACUAAAAGCAAUAAUAUAUGUAUAAAAAAUCCCAUGUCCAAAUAUCAAAAGAUACGAACUACUAUCAUUAGUAUCUUUCAUGAUUGAAAUCCCAUGUCCAAAUAUCACUACAAUAUUCAAUCCAAAUAAAUACUUAUUUCAUGAUUGAAAUUAUUUGUGUUACAAGCAUAUCAUUAGUUGAAACGGUCGACCCAAGAAAAACAAAAUGGUAGAAGAGAGGAUGUUUACUAUUAUUGUAACAAUAUUGUAUAAUUGUAAUAUAUCAUGCAUAACUGAUUUGCUCUGUUUCCUCUACGGUAAGCAAUAGAAUCAUAUCAAUCAAGAUAACAAUAUAUAUUAUUAGCAUAUGGUAUAAUAUUAUAUGAUUUGAUAAACGAAUAAGUAUAGUGUGCUUGGAUUUAUGAUUUGAUCAAGCAACCAAUCUUGGUCUUAUAUGUAACUCGGUUUUUAAGAAUUCAAAAUACGUAUAAAAGUAGACUUUACAGCUUGUAAAUACAAAAUUUGAUGUGAUACUUGAACUUCCACUUUAGAGGUCACUGUUAAAUGUGGUAAUUGAAUGUUACAUACAUAGGUCACCAUUUGUUGUAUUUGUUCGAAGGUGGCUGAUUGGAAAGUUGUGCGUAGUUUCUCAUGAUAGUUUUGAUUGAUGAUAAAUCAUGUAUAAUUCAUUUGUUAGGUACUCUUUUUUUAUGAUCUCUGUUUUGUAUUGGGAGGAUGAGCUGAAGGGAACUACAUCUCAGAUCGUUGCAUAACCAAGUAACUUGUUCUUCUGGGAUGAUAUCAAGAUUGUUCUUGUACCAAGUAAUUCAUGAGUCUGAAAAGCAACCAAAGUAUAUACUUUGAGUUUGGUAAUACUUAUUGUUUUAUAAUGUGAGGUUAACAUUUCGUGAUGACGAUUAAUACUUCUUAAAGAAGAGAUUCUUUGAUGAGAUAAAUGUUAAAUGUGGUUAUUGUUAAAAAUUUACGUCUCCAUGAUGCUUUUGAUUUAUGUGCUACAAUGCUCUGUUUUGAUGAGCUCUGGUUUUUAUUCUGUAAAGGUCACACAAAGUUUGUAAUGUAACGUGAGUUUUGUUUUCCAACAUGAGUUUUUCCAUAUUAACAUGUUUAGUGUUUCUUUAAAAUAAUUAAUCUAUAAAAUUAGAUGAUAAUAAUAAUAUAUAAGGGAAUGUGAUACUGAAUGGUAUAUCUUAUAAUUAAUCUAGUAAAAUAUGGGUCUUUAAAGUGUAAGAGUGUGAGAAGGGCUAUUGCGGUGAUACAUUAGCAUAAUGAUAAUUUUACUAAUAACUUGUUUUUUAUACGUUAAUUCUUAAAUAUGCUCAUCAAAUAAUGUUUAAUGGAUAAAUAUGUGUUCGAGACCUAGAUAAAGACAUAAAAUAUUCAUUAUUCUGUUCCGAACGUAAAUUAUUCAAAUGUAAAAUAUUGUUAACUGAAUAUGAAAUGAUAGAUCCAAAAGAAAUCAUAAAAAAUAUAAUCUAACGAAUUUAAAAUAUUAUUAACAAAUCUAAUCUGAAAAUAUAUAAAUUUUUAAUGGCGCUUGCAAAGAUGAAUUCAGAAUUUGAGAAACCCGAUCCAAACGUUCAUGUGUAGGUGUUGAGAUGUCAAUCAUAAAAUAUUGAAAAAUAUUUUACGACAGUAAAAUGAACACAUUUUUGUUUGAAAAUAGCACACAAUAAAUAU
Molecule: messenger RNA, 2126 nt
Organism: Brassica rapa (field mustard)
Lineage: Eukaryota; Viridiplantae; Streptophyta; Magnoliopsida; Brassicales; Brassicaceae
Product: thionin-like protein 2
Source: RefSeq, a predicted model, not a curated record